Molecule: messenger RNA, 460 nt
Organism: Solanum pennellii
Lineage: Eukaryota; Viridiplantae; Streptophyta; Magnoliopsida; Solanales; Solanaceae
Product: histone H2A.6-like
Exons: 2
Coding region: 44-460 (138 amino acids)
Cellular component (GO): nucleosome
Molecular function (GO): structural constituent of chromatin; DNA binding; protein heterodimerization activity
Source: RefSeq, a predicted model, not a curated record
GGAAAACCUUUUUUUAUGUUUUUGAAGUAGAGAAAAUAUAAAAAUGGUUGGAAAAGGAAAAUCCCUUGGUUCCACAAGUGCAAAAAAAUAUCGUUCCCGCAGUACAAAAGCAGGUCUGCAUUUUCUGGUUGGUCAUAUCUCUCAAUUUCUAAAAGUCGGAAAGUACGCUGAACGUGUUGGUGCCAGAGCUCCUGUUUUUCUUGAAGCUGUGCUUGAGUACCUUGCAACUGAGGUACUUGAUUUGGCUGGAAAUGCAGCAAGGGAAAACAAAAAAACCCGAAUCAAUCCAACGCACAUUCACUUGGCUAUUAGGACUGAUGAUGAAUUAAGCAAGUUGGGAGGAGAUGCAACCAUUGUUAAUUGUGGUGUUAUACCAAACAUACACAAUAGUCAUAUGUCUAACAACAAGAGUAGCCACUCAUCAAAGGUCAUCGUUGCUACUAUUGAGGAGGAGGAUUAG